Molecule: messenger RNA, 533 nt
Organism: Magnolia sinica
Lineage: Eukaryota; Viridiplantae; Streptophyta; Magnoliopsida; Magnoliales; Magnoliaceae
Product: calcium-binding protein KIC-like
Exons: 1
Coding region: 93-479 (128 amino acids)
Molecular function (GO): calcium ion binding
Source: RefSeq, a predicted model, not a curated record
CAGUUUAUGAACAACUACAGCCCCCAUAAACGUUUUAUAAAGGAUUGUUUGUUGUGUUGAGAAGCAGCAACAAAAAAAAAAAGGAAAGAAAAAUGGCUGAUGGAGGAAGAAAGAAGAAUGAAACAGAGUAUGAGGAUCUGUUGCCAGCAAUGGCAGAGAAGCUGGAAGCAGACGCCUUCGUAUCGGAGCUGUGUGGUGGUUUCAGGCUUCUGGCGGAGCCAGCGACUGGUUUGAUAACAUCAGAGAGCCUGAAGAGGAAUUCAGCAGUUCUGGGGAUGGAAGGGAUGAGUAAAGAAGAUGCAGAGGCGAUGGUGAGAGAAGGCGAUCUUGACGGCGAUGGGGCACUCAACGAGACCGAAUUCUGCAUAUUGAUGGUGAGAUUGAGCCCGGGCAUGAUGGAGGAGGCGGAGGCAUGGCUCGAGAAGGCCAUCCACCAGGAGCUGCAAUCUUCUGUUAAGUGUACAAGAAUUUCGAAAUGAAAAUGAAAAUGGUCUCUGCUCUUCCUUCAACUAUAAAAUCCUAUGGUUGUUUUA